GUCGAAUCGACAUGCGCGUUCCCAACCUUGAAGUCUUUCCUGAAUACUGCGAUGGCUGGCACCGCUCCGACGAAGAUGAAAUAUGUGAGCUUGGGCAGCUCAGGCCUGAAGGUCUCGAAGAUCAUCCUCGGCACGAUGCAGUACGGCGACAAAGGCUGGCAGGGGUGGGCUCUUGGUGAGGACGACGCUGUCGAGCACAUCAAAUACGCGUACGAGCACGGCAUUCAGACGUUUGACACUGCGGACGUUUAUUCGAACGGCCUGUCCGAGAUUAUCCUCGGCAACGCAAUCAGGAAGCUGGGGAUCCGUAGGGAAGAGAUCGUCGUCAUGACCAAGGUGUGCCACCCUUUCGCCCGCGAUUUCAGCACAAAUGUCGUCGCGAUGGGCGUUGAUCCAGAUACAAUCGGGCUCGUGAACCAGUGGGGUCUGAGCCGCAAGCAUAUCUUCGACUCUGUGAAGGCCUCGCUGAAGCGACUCCAAAUGGAUUACAUCGAUGUUUUGCAAUGUCACCGCUUCGACUAUAACACGCCUAUCGAGGAGACCAUGCAAGCGCUUCAUGAUGUGGUCAAAGCUGGCUACGUCCGUUAUAUCGGGAUGAGCUCGUGCUAUGCUUAUCAAUUCCAUGCAAUGCAAAACUACGCUAUCUCACAGAACCUGACGCCCUUCAUCUCGAUGCAGAAUCACUACAACUUGAUAUACCGCGAGGAAGAGCGGGAAAUGUUCCCGACACUGAAGAUGUUUGGCGUCGGGAGCAUUCCGUGGUCUCCCCUGGCGCGCGGGCUGCUCAGUCGACCCCCGGAACAGCAGUCGCUUCGAGGUGAGACCGACUGGUUCAUCAAGAGAUACCAGCAGGGAGCGACCAGCGAUAUUGUCAAGAGACUCGAAGAGAUAGCUAAGAAGAAGGGCGUUACGAUGGCCCAAGCUGCAAUCGCGUGGGUUCUCUCCAAAGAGGGCGUUACUGCGCCUGUCGUCGGCACGACGAGGAUCGAGAACCUGAAAGAUAUCAUUGCUGCCACCGAAAUCGAGCUCAGUGAGGAAGAGAAGGAAUACUUGGAGGAGCCUUACCGAAACGUAUCCAUCCUCGGUCAUAAGUAGGAGUGAGAACCUGUUUAAUGUCAACGGAUUGAUUGAA
Messenger RNA from Phanerochaete carnosa HHB-10118-sp, 1132 nucleotides. RefSeq lists its product as uncharacterized. The coding region runs from base 52 to 1095 and encodes 347 amino acids. NCBI's taxonomy places the organism in Eukaryota, Fungi, Basidiomycota, Agaricomycetes, Polyporales, Phanerochaetaceae. The record is from RefSeq and is a predicted model, not a curated record. The transcript is spliced from 12 exons.